Lycium barbarum (goji berry) is the source of this 4624-nucleotide messenger RNA. RefSeq names its product lysine-specific demethylase JMJ32. Gene Ontology annotation, molecular function: 2-oxoglutarate-dependent dioxygenase activity. The transcript has 4 exons. NCBI's taxonomy places the organism in Eukaryota, Viridiplantae, Streptophyta, Magnoliopsida, Solanales, Solanaceae. The record is from RefSeq and is a predicted model, not a curated record. The coding region runs from base 2372 to 3571 and encodes 399 amino acids.
CUAGCUAGCCAAUUAUAUAUAUUCUUUACACCACUAAGAAUUCUUUCAAAUAACAAUAUGAAGAUGAUAAAGUUGGGAUUAGGUAUUGUUAUGAUAUUGUUGAUGAUGGUUUUAGCUAUACAAGGGUUUUCUGAUGUUCAAAGAUGUGCAAACGCUUGCAUUACCAAGUGUGGCAUUAAUAAUCUUCAAUGUUACAAUGCAUGCCUACAUCGUUGUGUUAUGUAGAUCCAUUUGUUCACUCUCUAUCUGCUUCUUUCUUCUUUAUUUUGGUUAAGAGGGUGGGAAUUGGGACACCCUUUUGCCACUUCUGAUAUCUUAUGCUUAUAGUCUGACAAUAAUGGAGGGAGAUUAAAAGUUGUUCAGUAGUCUUCCUUUAAGAAAAUCAAGGUAUCAAAAGUUGGAAGGCCAUUUUGCAAUGUACUUCUAAGUGGUGCAAUUUGAUUUUUAUUCAUGUUUAAUUUGUUGGGGAGAAAUUUGAUAUUUAAAUCGCUUGUCAAAACUUAUAUUAGGUGGAGAUUGAUUUAAUAAGAAAACUUGUUUGACGACAUAUUGUGCAUAAGAAAUAUUAUUACAAUAGUGUCUAAAUCCUGUGAGACCACUAAUAUCUUCUUUUUAUAAAGCAAAUCGAUUUCGAUUUUUCAUCACUUCUACCUCAUCACUUCUACCUCUAUUGGAAUAUAAGAUUUCCCCUUUUCUAUGAAAAGACUCGUAACAAUAAUUCUGAAAUACAUGUAUGGACAAUUCCUCAAUAUCUUGUUCAUUCGCAAUACAAUAUUUUCUCUGUUCAUCGGUAAGAAAGUAUACGCUUUAUGGAAGAAAGAUACUAUUUCACCAAUUGAGUCACAUGUAUCUAACUUAUUUAUACCUAACUAUUUUUCACAAAGUAAUGAUGAAACAUACAAUUGGAUAAGUAUUACUCCUAUGAAUGUUAUAUAAAGCACUAAAACUGGGUACAAAGGAGGAAUAUUUUUGUGACCAAAUUGAAUAUCAGUUGAGUUAUUUACAAGUAUCCUCUGAAAGAUAACAAGUUAGAUUAAUUUAGACACUUUCUAAAUCAGUAUCGUCGAUCGAUAAGAACAAAUAACAUGAAAAGAAAUGGAGGAUGUCAUCAAAUUCUUGUCAAAUUAGGAUUACACUUCAAAAUUUGUUUUUUUUAGUUGAUAAAUUUGGAUUUGGAGAGUUGCAAAUUAACUUGAUCCUUUUCAUUUUUACCAAUGAAACCUAAUUCUGUGCUGCCUUAAUUGACUGGUGGCAUUUCGCCUGCGGAUAGACAGACUGGUGAUCAGAAAUGAUUACCCUAACCCAACAGUAAGCUGGUGUUGUCAUUAAUUAGCUUUUGCCUGUUGAAUUAGUAGAAAUUGAAACAGAUUAGUUUGUUUGGUGUUGAUUUUUGGACUAACUCACUCGGUUAACUAACUUCCUGUGAUAUAACAAUUGGGAUGAGAUGACUUGUCUGAAUUCCUUGAAUUAGCUUUCAAAUUAAAAUAAGCAAGCCUCAAAUUACAAUUCUUUACCAUAUUUAAGUGAUAAAUUGAGUAAUAUAUAUUAUUUUCUCCAUUUCAUCUUAACUGUUGCUUAACUUUAUUGAAGUUCAUUAAGAAAAUAAUUAAUACAAUGUAUACUUUACUAAGUUACCUCUAUUUAUAAAGGUCAAUUGAAUUUUCCUCUUAAAUAUUGUGCAUAAGUAGGAAGCAAUUAUCAACUUUAAUCUUGAAAUCCUUAAGUGACAAUUAUUUUGGUAUCAAUUUUUUGAGCUAAAAUGACAGUAAAAUGAGUGAGAGUAAAGAGUACUGUGCCUAAAAGACACAAAUUUAUUUAAUUGGCCUAAACCCUAAACUUGAGAAAAUGACAAAAAUGAUCCAUUAUGUUUGAAAUUAAGUUCAAAAAAGUCUCUAAAGUAUGCUCUCAAUAAUUUUGAUCCUUUAAAUUUCUCAAAGUUAACACUCUCCGUCAAAUUACAUUCGACGGGAAAUUAGCGGAACUCACAUUUAAAGGUAAUUUUUUAUUUAUUUGUAGUUUCUACUAUUUUUAAUUUAUUUUUAAAGUUUAGUACAACUUGUUGAGGCGUAACUUAUGCUAUUUUUCUGUAUCAUUUUACUGUCUUGUGUGGUUUUUGUGUUUCAUAUUAUUUGAUAAGACUUUUUUGGGGUUUAUAAGUAUUUUUCUUUUAUUGUUUCCGUCGAAUCUAACGAACAUAAAUUAUUAAAUACUUAACGAAAACUAAAAAUGUUAAAUUUUGCAAACUUAAAAAACCAAAACCAUAAGGUGCAUUCUUAAGGGACAAUUUUAAACAUACCAGCAAACAUAAAAGACCAUUGAUAGUGUGUAAACCAGCAGGCAAAGGAGAGGUUUAAGCAAGCACUGCACAACCAUGGAAGAGCAAGAAGAAGAAGCCAUCAAAAACCUCUGGCAAGAAGUUCGAGAUCUUUCCCUAGGCACAACAACCCAAAUCACCCACCUCUCUUCUCCACCCACCCCUCUCCAAUUCCUUCGUGACUACAUUUCCCCAAACAAACCUUGCCUUAUUUCCAACUCCAUUAACCACUGGCCAGCCACCACUCUCUGGCACUCCACCUCAUACCUCCUCAAAACACUCUCUUCCAACACAGUCUCCCUCCACGUCACCCCUACAGGCCACGCUGACGCACUCACCCAACACCCAAAUUACCGUUCUACCCUUUGCUUUGCUUCAGGUGAAGUUCAACAUCUUCGAUUCCCUGACGCUUUAACACGGGUCUUGGAAUCGGAGCGGAAUAAGUGUGUGGGUUAUUUGCAACAGCAGAAUGAUUGUUUGAGGAGUGAGUAUGGGGUGUUGAGUAAAGAUUGUGAUUCGGAUUUUGAUUGGGCUAGUGAGGCUUUUGGGUGUUUACCUGAAGCUGUGAAUCUUUGGAUUGGUAAUGAGUUGUCGGAAACUUCGUUUCAUAAGGAUCAUUAUGAGAAUAUCUAUGCUGUUGUUUCUGGAGAGAAGCAUUUUUUGCUUCUUCCUCCUACUGAUGUUCAUAGGAUGUAUAUUCGUGAAUAUCCUGCUGCGAAUUACCACUAUUCCCAGGAUGCUGGGGAGUUCUCUUUGGAACUAGAGGAACCAGUGAGGAAAGUGCCAUGGUGUAGUGUUAAUCCAUACCCUUCACCUGAGUUAAAGGAGAAGGAAAUGGCCAAGUUUCCCUUAUAUUUCAACGGACCAAGACCAUUUGAAGUUACGGUCAAGGCAGGCGAGGUUCUUUACUUGCCAAGCAUGUGGUUUCACCAUGUUAGACAGAGCCCAGACAGCAGAGGACUCACCAUUGCUGUAAACUACUGGUAUGACAUGCGAUUUGAUAUCAAAUAUGCUUACUUUAACUUCCUGCAAUCGCUGCCUCUUUCCAUGCUGUGUAAUCCUGCAUCAGCUGGCAAAUUAGUUGUGGGGUCACAAGAUCAUUCAUUAAUAUGCAACUCUGAAGACGAAUCCAGCAUGGGCAGCAUCCCUGCUUCUGCAAAUGAUAAUUUAUUAGACGAUUCCGAUGACACUGCAGAAAAAAUUAGUAUCACUCAUUGUCAGGAGCCCAAUGGUGAGGAAAAGCAAAGGAAAUUUUGAGUUCACUCGGAUCCAAUUCUGCAAGCAUGUUUUGUUUCCCUAUUAUAUCCUGGAGAAGUUGCAUAGUGUUUUCGACCUGAGGCGGGAAAAGCUGAAAUGAAACUUCACCUUCAUGAUUGUCCUACUACUGUCUACAACUCUCAUUUAAUCAGCAGGGUGAGUCCUCAGUGUGCCUUUCAAUAUCCAAAGUGACACUACCAGUGAUGGAGAUUCAGGUGCUCUAUUCUUUGGAGAUUUACCAGUCCACUUCUCUUGUUUCCAAUGGUAAUCUGCUAUUAAGGUUUAUUUAGCAUGUUAUCGGCAAGGGAAGGUUACUCUGAUUUGUUUGAAGAAGCCAUAGUUCUGAAAAAGUAUGCACUUUGUAGGUUUCUUCUUUCAAGUCUUGCCAAGCAUCACUUGUCAUGGAAAACCGGCAAUAGAAUGUACAUAAAUCUCCUCAAAAGACAAAAUGAGAGCUCAUGGCUGUUGCCGUAGAUUUGGAGCAGAGUGUACCAUUUUGAGUUUACAACAGAAAUGGCACAAAUCAUAUUCCAAUGUUGGACUAUCUAUUGCUUGCUUCUUUACUGAUUCUCUGGGAUGAAAGUGCAUUUGUUUCUCAGAGAAUGGGAAAAUGGAUAAAGCUAGAGCUGGGAUACUUGUUAAGAAUUUUGCGUGGAUUGUUGUCAAGAUAUUCAUCAUGUUAUACCUUUCACUCGUGGUGUGCUGAACUGCUCAAUAUCCUUCAAAUUAAUUUUAGCUUCAAAACCACAAAUAUGUUCAUUUAAUAAUCUAAUUAUUUUAUACACUAGCCAAGGAAAACAUUAAGUUAUUUUCCUAUUUGAUACUAAAUACUGAUUUUUCUUGUCUAUUCGUUUUUGUUUCUAGUUUUCUUAAAAUUUUCCCUGGGAAAAAUGAUCACUCAAUCCAAAUUGAUAGUAUAGAAUUUUCAUAAGAGUUGUUAAAUGUUGAGCUGAAAAAUAGUGCACAGUUUGGUAAGCUUAUUGUAAACUUAGAUUAGCCCCCUAUUUGGAUGGUUGUUUCCUGUAGUUCAUUAAUGUAUGGUUUUCUAUGAAA